Blepharisma stoltei is the source of this 1005-nucleotide messenger RNA. NCBI's taxonomy places the organism in Eukaryota, Ciliophora, Heterotrichea, Heterotrichida, Blepharismidae. The record is from the annotation of a GenBank genome assembly.
AUGGAAGAUCCUCUUUCCAACUACCUAUUUGAUAGUGACAAAGCCCUCAAAGACCUUGCCAAAGCCAAACUCGAACAAGGAAUCAUGUACAUCAAGAGCUCUCUUUCUGCCUACGGAUUUCCUGAAAUAGGCGAUCUUUUCAAUUCAGACCCAGAUGAAGUCAAAAAAACCAUUGAAUGCUUAUACGCCAUUCUGGAGCAAAGACAAAGAGAUAUGCAAUAUCGAUCUCAAAUGCAAGAAAGGAUGGCUAAGCUAAAAAAUGACAAAGAAAUGUAUAUGUCAAAACUUGAUCUCUUGAAUGAGGACAGUUUUUCUGCUAACUCUGAGGCUGGGAAGCUUCAAAAUAAGCUAAGCAUAGAAAUGCAGAAGUGAAAAAAGGAAAAAGAAAAACUAAUCACUGAGAGAGAUGAAGCUAGAAAAGACAUUGCGAAGCUCCAAGGACGAGAAGGGCAUCUAUUUCAUGAAAUUAAGAAAAAAGACUCAGAGAUUCAGAGGCUCAAGGAGCAGCUGCGAAAAGUUUUGGGAGAAAAAGACUUGAUAUAUCAAAAUCAUGUAGAUAUGACAGAAAACUUACAUAGCGAAGGGCCGAAGAUGUUUGGGCAGACUGGGGAAGGGGAAUUUACAUUUUUAGUAACUAGAGGAUAUACUUAGUUAGACUGGAUUUGUUGUUAAUUAUAGCCUUAAUAUAAAUCGAUUAUUCAUAUUAGGUAAAUAUAUGAAGAAAAUCAAGCUUCAUUAUUAAACGAAAACCAAGAGCUUAGAUCAGCUUUUGAAAGCUUGCAAAGGGAACUUCAUAAUAUCAUAAAAGAAAAAAAAGAAUAUUUAACUAAUCCAGAUGAGGCUUUGGAGCAACUAGAAUUGAUUGGCAUCCAAAAAGAAAUCUUCCAAAUGCCUUUUCAGUCAGUAAGUGAAGAUGUUGUCAAAACUUUUGAAGAAAAUAUAAAGAGGUUUAGGUUCUUUAUUGAUGAGAUUUGCAGAAUCCCAGGAUUAUUGAAAAACGAAUAA